This is a messenger RNA of Morus notabilis, 1005 nucleotides long. RefSeq names its product probable RNA-binding protein EIF1AD. The record is from RefSeq and is a predicted model, not a curated record. Gene Ontology annotation, cellular component: nucleus. Gene Ontology annotation, molecular function: translation initiation factor activity; RNA binding. NCBI's taxonomy places the organism in Eukaryota, Viridiplantae, Streptophyta, Magnoliopsida, Rosales, Moraceae. The transcript has 6 exons. Gene Ontology annotation, biological process: translational initiation. The coding region runs from base 363 to 869 and encodes 168 amino acids.
CAACGACUCGUCGAGAAAUUGCUAUUUGAUUUGUCGUUCCUUGAAUUAUGCCCAUUAUUUUACCCUCUCCUUCAGGCAAUCGAAAACCCUAAAUCUCUCUCUCCUCACCUUCUUCAGUCAGUCCGUCGCCGGUCUUUCUCCGUCCGCCGUAGCCUCAUCGCCGGUGGUUGCAGCUCUCCCAUCUUCUUGUUCUUCAGCCGGUCACCCGUCGGUGGUGUUCUGGAGGAUAACACUCUUAUUGCUGGUCAAGAAUUGCUCAAUAACAGGUUGCUGGAAUUGAUCUCCAAGUACAGAAGGGACUGCACUCUUGGCCGCCAUUAAGUUUGCUAUUAGCCAUAACUGGAGCAAAGGAGGAUAGUGCCAUGAAAGGAGGAAGGAAGAAUUUGAAAAGGGCAACUGAGGAAGAGAGUUUAACUCUUGAAGAAGGUCACAACAUCAUGCAAGUUUUGUCCCUUAGAGGUUCCAAUCUCAUUGAGGUAAUGGAUGCGCAAGGCAAGAAAUCAUUGGCAUUGUUUCCAGCUAAGUUUCAAAAGAGCAUGUGGAUAAAGCGAGGUAGUUUUGUUGUUGUUGACGAUAGUGGGAAGGAGAAGGCUAUUGAAUCUGGAAGCAAGGUGACAUGUAUUGUUUCGAAAGUUUUAUUCUACGAACAACUCCGCGCGCUUCAGAAAUCACCAGAAUGGCCAGAAGUCUUCAAAUCGACAGUUCUGGACGAUUCUAAUGGAAGCAUGGAGAGAGAGACAUCCCAACAAGAAGGUGAAUCAAGUGACAACGAUGGACUUCCUCCGCUCGAAGCCAAUACAAACAGAAUCAGACCAUAUGAAUUAUGUGCCGAGUCAGAUUCCGGUUCUGAUUCCGAUUCAGAUUCUUGAGCGAUUCCAAAGAAGUUUCAUGCUUUCCUCUUCAACUCUAAUUAUUAUCCACAUUUGUGGAUACAGUUUUAUUAGAACGAUGUAAACUUAAAACUAAAUGCACCUUCUUUUAUCAAUAUAUAAUAUAUUCGUGCAA